Pelobates cultripes (western spadefoot toad) is the source of this 20720-nucleotide messenger RNA. Lineage: Eukaryota; Metazoa; Chordata; Amphibia; Anura; Pelobatidae. The record is from the annotation of a GenBank genome assembly.
AUGUAUGACAUCAACAAUUACCAUGGUGAUAUGGAGGUAGGAAAAUAGUCUACCAAUAUUGCUUUUUAAGUCAAGAGAAUAUGCUACAACAUUUUGGAUAAUCCUGGAAAUGUAGGUAAGCUGAUGUGGUCUGCCUUGAAGGAAAAGCAUAAAAUUGCCGUAUAGCAGUGGUUCCCAACCCAGCCCUCAACUACCCACUAACAGUCCAGGAUUUAUGGAUUACCCAGUUGUGUCUAAGGUGUUUUUAGAAAGAAAUGAAAAAACACUUUAAAGACAACAGGGUAACCCCUGAAUUCUGGAAUUGUAGACGGGACUAAACCUACAGCGGGUGAAACUGGUCAUCAUGCUUGGAUUGUUCCCUUAAAGUAAUCAGUUCAAUGUAGAGGGAAAUUUAGAACUAAAACUUUUUUUUUUUUUUAUAUAUCAUUCCAAAGUAAAGAGAAAAAAAAAAAUUAAAUUACGAGUGAAGGGAAGUAAAUAGCGUAUAGCUAAUUUUUUUCACCAUCUCCAAACGUUCACAUAUUUGAACACUUUUAAUUUAAAUAUCAAUAAUGAUUUUAUAUUUAAACAUAAUUAAACACAAACAUAUAGAUGAACUAAGGGUUACCACUAGAAAAAAUAUUUUAAUACAGUUUUGUGAUAAUUUUUAUAUUUUCCUCUAGUGACACAGAAAAUAUCAACAAGUUUAGAACCAUCAAGAACAUCAGAGAAAAUAACAACACAAAUACCAAGCACAACUCCAACACCUCCCACAACCACUAGCACAACAACGCCUACUCCUCAAAGUUCAACAACACAAACACCAAGCACAACUCCAACAUCUCCUACAACCACGAGCACAACUACCCCUACUCCUCCAAGUACCACAACACAAACACCAAGCACAACUCCAACACCUCCCACAACCACUAGCACAACUACCCCUACUUCUAUAAGUACAACUCCAGCACCUCCCACUAGCACAACUACGCCUACUCCUCCAAGCACAACUCCAACACCUCCCACAACCACUAGCACAACUACCCCCACUCCUCAAAGUUCAACAACACAAACACCAAGCACAACUCCAACACCUCCAACAACCACUAGCACAACUACCCCUACUCCUCCAAGUACCACAACACAAACACCUCCCACAACCACUAGUACAACUACCCCUACUUCUAUAAGUACAACUCCAGUACCUCCCACAACCACUAGCACAACUACCCCCACUCCUCAAAGUUCAACAACACAAACACCAAGCACAACUCCAACACCUCCAACAACCACUAGCACAACUACCCCUACUACUCCAAGUACCACAACACAAACACCUCCCACAACCACUAGUACAACUACCCCUACUUCUAUAAGUACAACUCCAGUACCUCCCACAACCACUAGCACAACUACCCCCACUCCUCAAAGAUCAACAACACAAACACCAAGCACAACUCCAACACCUUCAACAUCCACUAGCACAACUACCCCCACACCUCCAAAUACCACAACUCCAACACCUCCCACAACCACUAGCACAACAAUCACCACACCUCCAACUACCACAACACAGACACCAAGCACGACUCCAACACCUCCCACAACUACAAGCACAACUACGCCUAAUCCUCAAAGUUCAACAACACAAACACCAAGAACAACUCCAACAUCUCCUACAACCACGAGCACAACUAUCCCUACUACUCCAAGUACCACAACACGAACACCUCCCACAACCACUAGCACAACUACCCCUACUUCUAUAAGUACAACUCCAACACCUCCCACAAUCACUAGCACAACUACCCCCACUCCUCGAAGUUCAACAACACAAACACCAAGCACAACUCCAACACCUUCAACAUCCACAAGCACAACUACCCCUACACCUCCAAGUACCACAACACAUAGACCAAGCACAACUUCAACACCACCCACAACCACUAGCACAACUACCCCCACACCUCCAAGUACCACAACUCCAACACCUACAACAACCACUAGCACAACUAUCACCACACCUCCAACUACCACAACACAAACACCAAGCACGACUCCAACACCUCCCACAACCACUAGCACAACUACACCUACUCCUCCAAGUUCAACAACACAAACACCAAGCACAACUCCAACACCUCCAACAACAACUAGCACAACUACCCCUACUCCUCCAAGUACCACAACGCGAACACCUCCCACAACCACUAGCACAAGUACCCCCACUCCUCAAAGUUCAACAACACAAACACCAAGCACAACUCCAACUCCUCCAACAACAACUAGCACAACUACCCCCACACCUCCAAGUACAACACAAACACCAAGCACAACUUCAACACCUCCCACAACCACUAGCACAACUACCCCCACUCCUCCAAGUACCAAAACACGAACACCUCCCACAACCACUAGCACAACUACCCACACUCCUCAAAGUUCAACAACACAAACACCAAGCACAACUCCAACACCUCCAACAACCACUAGCACAAUUACCCCUACUCCUCCAAGUACCACAACACAAACACCUCCCACAACCACUAGCACAACUACCCCCACUCCUCAAAGUUCAACAACACAAACACCAAGCACAACUCCAACUCCUACAACAACAACAACUAGCACAACUACCCCCACACCUCCAAGUACAACACAAACACCAAGCACAACUCCAACACCUCCCACAACCACUAGCACAACUACCCCAACUCCUCCAAGUACAACUCCAACACCUCCAACAACCACUAGCACAACUACCCCCACUCCUCCAAGUACCACAACACGAACACCUCCCACAACCACUAGCACAACUACCGCCACUCCUCAAAGUUCAACAACACAAACACCAAGCACAACUCCAACACCUCCAACAACAACUAGCACAACUACCCCUACUCCUCCAAGUACCACAACACGAACACCUCCCACAACCACUAGCACAACUACCCCCACUCCUCAAAGUUCAACAACACAAACACCAAGCACAACUCCAACUCCUCCAACAACAACUAGCACAACUACCCCCACACCUCCAAGUACAACACAAACACCAAGCACAACUCCAACACCUCCCACAACCACUAGCACAACUACCCCUACUCCUCCAAGUACCUCAACACGAACACCUCCCACAACCACUAGAACAACUACCCCCACUCCUCAAAGUUCAUCAACACAAAUACCAAGCACAACUCCAACACCUCCAACAACAACUAGCACAACUACUCCCACACCUCCAAGUACCACAACACGAACACCUCCCACAACCACUAGCACAACUACCCCAACUCCUCCAAGUACAACUCCAACAACUCCAACAACCACUAGCACAUCUACCCCUACUCCUCCAAGUACAACAACACGAACAACUCCCACAACCACUAGCACAACUACCGCCACUCCUCAAAGUUCAACAACACAAACACCAAGCACAACUCCAACACCUCCAACAACAACUAGCACAACUACCCCUACUCCUCCAAGUACCACAACACGAACACCUCCCACAACCACUAGCACAACUACCCCCACUCCUCAAAGUUCAACAACACAAACACCAAGCACAACUCCAACUCCUCCAACAACAACUAGCACAACUACCCCCACACCUCCAAGUACAACACAAACACCAAGAACAACUCCAACACCUCCCACAACCACUAGCACAACUACCCCCACUCCUCCAAGUACCACAACACGAACACCUCCCACAACCACUAGCACAACUACCCCCACUCCUCAAAGUUCAACAACACAAACACCAAGCACAACUCCAACACCUCCAACAACAACUAGCACAACUACCCCUACUCUUUCAAGUACCACAACACGAACACCUCCCACAACCACUAGCACAACUACCGCCACACCUCAAAGUUCAACAACACAAACACCAAGCACAACUCCAACACCUCCAACAACAACUAGCACAACUACCCCUACUCCUCCAAGUACCACAACACGAACACCUCCCACAACCACUAGCACAACUACCCCCACUCCUCAAAGAUCAACAACACAAACACCAAGCACAACUCCAACACCUCCAACAACAACUAGCACAACUACCCCCACACCUCCAAGUACAACAACACAAACACCAAGCACAACUCCAACACCUCCAACAACAACUAGCACAACUACCCCCACACCUCCAAGUACAACAACACAAACACCAAGCACAACUCCAACACCUCCCACAACCACUAGCACACCUACCUCUACUCUUCCAAGUACAACUCUAACACCUCCAACUAUAACUAGCACAAGUACCCCUACUCCUCCAAGUACCACAACACAUACACCAAGCACAACGCCAACACCUCCCACAACCACUAGCACAACUACCCCAACUCCUCCAACUACAACUCCAACACCUCCAACAACAACUAGCACAACUACCCCUACUCCUCCAAGUACUACAACACAUACACCAAGCACAACCACUAGCAGAACUACCCCCACUCCUCAAAGUUCAACAACACAAACACCAAGCACAACUCCAACACCUCCCACAACCACUAGCACAACUACCCCUACUCCUCCAAGUACCACAACACGAACACCUCCAACAACCACUAGCACAACUACCCCCACUCCUCAAAGUUCAACAAUACAAACACCAAGCACAACUACAACUCCUCCAACAACAACUAGCACAACUACCCCCACACCUCCAAGUACAACACAAACACCAAGCACAACUCCAACACCUCCCACAACCACCAGCACAACUACACCUAACCUCCAAGUACCACAACACCUAACACCUCCCACAAACCACUCACAAUAACUACCCCCACUCCUCAAAGUUCAACAACACAAACACCAAGCACAACUCCAACCUCCAACAACAACUAGCACAACCACCCCACACCUCCAAGUACAACACAAAACACCAAGCACAACCCAACACCCUCCCACAACCACUCAGCACACAACCACCCCAACUCCUCAAAGUUCAACAACACAAACACCAAGCAGAACCCAACCUCCAACAACAACUAGCACAACUACCCCCACACCUCCAACUACAACACAAACACCAAGCACAACUCCAACACCUCCCACAACCACUAGCACAACUACCCCCACUCCUCCAAGUACCACAACACGAACACCUCCCACAACCACUAGCACAACUACCCCCACUCCUCAAAGUUCAACAAUACAAACACCAAGCACAACUACAACUCCUCCAACAACAACUAGCACAACUACCCCCACACCUCCAAGUACAACACAAACACCAAGCACAACUCCAACACCUCCCACAACCACUAGCACAACUACCCCAACUCCUCAAAGUUCAACAACACAAACACCAAGCACAACUCCAACUCCUCCAACAACAACUAGCACAACUACCCCCACACCUCCAAGUACAACACAAACACCAAGCACAACUCCAACACCUCCCACAACCACUAGCACAACUACCCCAACUCCUCAAAGUUCAACAACACAAACACCAAGCAGAACUCCAACUCCUCCAACAACAACUAGCACAACUACCCCCACACCUCCAAGUACAACACAAACACCAAGCACAACUCCAACACCUCCCACAACCACUAGCACAACUACCCCAACUCCUCCAAGUACAACUCCAACAACUCCAACAACCACUAGCACAUCUACCCCUACUCCUCCAAGUACAACAACACGAACACCUCCCACAACCACUAGCACAACUACCGCCACUCCUCAAAGUUCAACAACACAAACACCAAGCACAACUCCAACACCUCCCACAACAACUAGCACAACUACCCCUACUCCUCCAAGUACCACAACACCUCCCACAACCACUAGCACAACUACCCCCACUCCUCAAAGUUCAACAACACAAACACCAAGCACAACUCCAACUCCUCCAACAACAACCAGCACAACUACCCCACACCUCCAAGUACAACACAAACACCAAGCACAACACCAACACCUCCCACAACCACUAGCAGCACAACCACCCCAACUCCUCCAACUACAACCCAACACCUCCAACAACAACCAGCACAAUACCACCCUACUCCACCGGGGCUACUACAACACAUACACCAAGCACAACCACUAGCACAACUACCCCCACUCCUCAAAGUUCAACAACACAAACACCAAGCACAACUCCAACACCUCCCACAACCACUAGCACAACUACCCCUACUCCUCCAAGUACCACAACACGAACACCUCCCACAACCACUAGCACAACUACCCCAACUCCUCCAAGUACAACUCCAACAACUCCAACAACCACUAGCACAUCUACCCCUACUCCUCCAAGUACAACAACACGAACACCUCCCACAACCACUAGCACAACUACCGCCACUCCUCAAAGUUCAACAACACAAACACCAAGCACAACUCCAACACCUCCAACAACAACUAGCACAACUACCCCUACUCCUCCAAGUACAACUCCAACAACUCCAACAACCACUAGCACAUCUACCCCUACUCCUCCAAGUACAACAACACGAACACCUCCCACAACCACUAGCACAACUACCGCCACUCCUCAAAGUUCAACAACACAAACACCAAGCACAACUCCAACACCUCCAACAACAACUAGCACAACUACCCCUACUCCUCCAAGUACCACAACACGAACACCUCCCACAACCACUAGCACAACUACCCCCACUCCUCAAAGUUCAACAACACAAACACCAAGCACAACUCCAACUCCUCCAACAACAACUAGCACAACUACCCCCACACCUCCAAGUACAACACAAACACCAAGCACAACUCCAACACCUCCCUUAACCACUAGCACAACUACCCCAACUCCUCCAAGUACAACUCCAACAACUCCAACAACCACUAGCACAACUACCCCUACUCCUCCAAGUACCACAACACGAACACCUCCCACAACCACUAGCACAACUACCCCCACUCCUCAAAGUUCAACAACACAAACACCAAGAACAACUCCAACACCUCCCACAACCACUAGCACAACUACCCCAACUCCUCCAACUACAACUCCAACACCUCCAACAACAACUAGCACAACUACCCCUACUCCUCCAAGUACUACAACACAUACACCAAGCACAACCACUAGCAGAACUACCCCCACUCCUCAAAGUUCAACAAUACAAACACCAAGCACAACUCCAACACCUCCCACAACCACUAGCACAACUACCCCUACUCCUCCAAGUACCACAACACGAACACCUCCCACAACCACUAGCACAACUACCCCCACUCCUCAAAGUUCAACAACACAAACACCAAGCACAACUCCAACUCCUCCAACAACAACUAGCACAACUACCCCCACACCGCCAAGUACAACACAAACACCAAGCACAACUCCAACACCUCCCACAACCACUAGCACAACUACCUCAACUCCUCCAAGUACAACUCCAACAACUCCAACAACCACUAGCACAUCUACCCCUACUCCUCCAAGUACAACAACACGAACACCUCCCACAACAACUAGCACAACUACCGCCACUCCUCAAAGUUCAACAACACAAACACCAAGCACAACUCCAACACCUCCAACAACAACUAGCACAACUACCCCUACUCCUCCAAGUACCACAACACGAACACCUCCCACAACCACUAGCACAACUACCCCCACUCCUCAAAGUUCAACAACACAAACACCAAGCACAACUCCAACUCCUCCAACAACAACUAGCACAACUACCCCCACACCUCCAAGUACAACACAAACACCAAGCACAACUCCAACACCUCCCACAACCACUAGCACACCUACCUCUACUCUUCCAAGUACAACUCGAACACCUCCAACAAUAACUAGCACAAGUACCCCUACUCCUCCAAGUACCACAACACAAACACCAAGCACAACUCCAACACCUCCAACAACCACUAGCACAACUACCCCAACUCCUCCAAGUACAACUCCAACACUUCCAACAACCACUAGAACAACUACCCCUACUUCUCCGAGUACCACAACACGAACACCUCCCACAACCACUAGCACAACUACCCCCACUCCUCCAAGUUCAACAACACAAACACCAAGCUCAACUCCAACACCUCCCACAACCACUAGCACAACUACCCCAACUCCUCCAAUUACAACUCCAACACCUCCAACAACCACUAGAACAACUACCCCUACUUCUCCGAGUACCACAACACGAACACCUCCCACAACCACUAGCACAACUACCCCCACUCCUCCAAUUUCAACAACACAAACACCAAGCUCAACUCCAACACCUCCCACAACCACUAGCACAACUACCCCAACUCCUCCAAGUACAACUCCAACACCUCCAACAACCACUAGAACAACUACCCCCACAUCUCCAAGUUCAACAACACAAACACCAAGCUCAACUCCAACUCCUCCAACAACAACUAGCACAACUACCCCCACACCUCCAAGUACAACACAAACACCAAGCACAACUCCAACACCUCCCACAACCUCUAGCUCAACUACCCCAACUCCUCCAACUACAACUCCAACACCUCCAACAACAACUAGCACAACUACCCCUACUCCUCCAAGUACUACAACACAUACACCAAGCACAACCACUAGCACAACUACCCCCUCUCCUCAAAGUUCAACAACACAAACACCAAGCACAACUCCAACACCUCCCACAACCACUGGCACAACUACCCCUACUCCUCCAAGUACCACAACACCUCCCACAACCACUAGCACAACUACCCCCACUCCUCAAAGUUCAACAACACAAACACCAAGCACAACUCCAACUCCUCCAACAACAACUAGCACACCUACCUCUACUCUUCCAAGUACAACUCAAACACCUCCAACAAUAACUAGCACAAGUACCCCUACUCCUCCAAGUACCACAACACAUACACCAAGCACAACUCCAACAACUCCAACAACCACUAGCACAACUACCCCUACUCCUCCAAGUACCACAACACGAACACCUCCCACAACCACUAGCACAACUAACCCCACUCCUCAAAGUUCAACAACACAAACACCAAGCACAACUCCAACUUCUCCAACAACAACUAGCACAAUUACCCCCACUCCUCCAAUUACUACAACACAAACACCAAGCACAACUCCAACAACAAUUGGCAUAAUCACCCCCACUCCUCCAAGUACUACAACACAAACACCAAGCACAACUCCAACACCUCCCACAACCACUAGAACAACUACCCCUACUUCUCCAAGUACCACAACACGAACACCUCCCACAACCACUAGCACAACUACCCCCACUCCUGCAAGUUCAACAACACAAACACCAAGCUCAACUCCAACACCUCCCACAACCACUAGCACAACCACCCCAACUCCUCCAAGUACAACUCCAACACCUCCAACAACCACUAGCACAACUACCCCUACUCCUCCAAGUACCACAACACGAACACCUCCCACAACCACUAGCACAACUACCCCCACUCCUCAAAGUUCAACAACACAAACACCAAGCACAACUCCAACUCCUCCAACAACAUCUAGCACAACUACCCCCACUCCUCCAAGUUCAACAACACAAACACCAAGCUCAACUCCAACACCUCCCACAACCACUAGCACAACUACCCCAACUCCUCCAAGUACAACUCCAACACCUCCAACAACCACUAGAACAACUACCCCUACUUCUCCGAGUACCACAACACGAACACCUCCCACAACCACUAGCACAAGUACCCCCACUCCUCAAAGUUCAACAACACAAACACCAAGCUCAACUCCAACACCUCCCACAACCACUAGCACAACUACCCCAACUCCUCCAAGUACAACUCCAACACCUCCAACAACCACUAGCACAACUACCCCUACUCCUCCAAGUACCACAACACGAACACCUCCCACAACCACUAGCACAACUACCCUCACUCCUCAAAGUUCAACAACACAAACACCAAGCACAACUCCAACUCCUCCAACAACAACUAGCACAACUACCCCCACACCUCCAAGUACAACACAAACACCAAGCACAACUCCAACACCUCCCACAACCUCUAGCACAACUACCCCAACUCCUCCAACUACAACUCCAACACCUCCAACAACAACUAGCACCACUACCCCUACUCCUCCAAGUACUACAACACAUACACCAAGCACAACCACUAGCACAACUACCCCCACUCCUCAAAGUUCAACAACACAAACACCAAGCACAACUCCAACACCUCCCACAACAACUAGCACAACUACCCCUACUCCUCCAAGUACCACAACACCUCCCACAACCACUAGCACAACUACCCCCACUCCUCAAAGUUCAACAACACAAACACCAAGCACAACUCCAACUCCUCCAACAACAACUAGCACAACUACCCCCACACCGCCAAGUACAACACAAACACCAAGCACAACUCCAACACCUCCCACAACCACUAGCACAACUACCUCAACUCCUCCAAGUACAACUCCAACAACUCCAACAACCACUAGCACAUCUACCCCUACUCCUCCAAGUACAACAACACGAACACCUCCCACAACAACUAGCACAACUACCGCCACUCCUCAAAGUUCAACAACACAAACACCAAGCACAACUCCAACACCUCCAACAACAACUAGCACAACUACCCCUACUCCUCCAAGUACCACAACACGAACACCUCCCACAACCACUAGCACAACUACCUCCACUCCUCAAAGUUCAACAACACAAACACCAAGAACAACUCCAACUCCUCCAACAACAUCUAGCACAACUACCCCCACACCUCCAAGUACAACACAAACACCAAGCACAACUCCAACACCUCCCACAACCACUAGCACAACUACCCCCACUCCUCCAAGUACCACAACACGAACACCUCCCACAACCACUAGCACAACUACCCCCACUCCUCAAAGUUCAACAACACAAACACCAAGCACAACUCCAACACCUCCAACAACAACUAGCACAACUACCCCUACUCCUCCAAGUACCACAACACGAACAUCUCCCACAACAACUAGCACAACUACCGCUACUCCUCAAAGUUCAACAACACAAACACCAAGCACAACUCCAACACCUCCAACAACAACUAGCACAACUACCCCUACUCCUCCAAGUACCACAACACAAACACCAAGCACAACUCCAACUCCUCCAACAACAACUAGCACAAUUACCCCCACUCCUCCAAGUACUACAACACAAACACCAAGCACAACUCCAACAACAAUUGGCAUAAUCACCCCAACUCCUCCAAGUACUACAACACAAACACCAAGCACAACUCCAACACCUCCCACAACCACUAGCACAACUACCCCAACUCCUCCAAGUACAACUCUAACACCUCCAACAACCACUAGAACAACUACCCCUACUUCUCCAAGUACCACAACACGAACACCUCCCACAACCACUAGCACAACUACCCCCACUCCUCCAAGUUCAACAACACAAACACCAAGCUCAACUCCAACACCUCCCACAACCACUAGCACAACUACCCCAACUCCUACAAGUACAACUCCAACACCUCCAACAACCACUAGCACAACUACCCCUACUCCUCCAAGUACCACAACACGAACACCUCCCACAACCACUAGCACAACUACCCCCACUCCUCAAAGUUCAACAACACAAACACCAAGCACAACUCCAACUCCUCCAACAACAACUAGCACAACUACCCCCACACCUCCAAGUACAACACAAACACCAAGCACAACUCCAACACCUCCCACAACCUCUAGCACAACUACCCCAACUCCUCCAACUACAACUCCAACACCUCCAACAACAACUAGCACAACUACCCCUACUCCUCCAAGUACUACAACACAUACACCAAGCACAACCACUAGCACAACUACCCCCACUCCUCAAAGUUCAACAACACAAACACCAAGCACAACUCCAACACCUCCCACAACCACUAGCACAACUACCCCUACUCCUCCAAGUACCUCAACACGAACACCUCCCACAACCACUAGAACAACUACCCCCACUCCUCAAAGUUCAUCAACACAAAUACCAAGCACAACUCCAACACCUCCAACAACAACUAGCACAACUACUCCCACACCUCCAAGUACAACACAAACACCAAGCACAACUCCAACACCUCCCACAACCACUAGCACAACUACCCCAACUCCUGCAAGUACAACUCCAACAACUCCAACAACCACUAGCACAUCUACCCCUACUCCUCCAAGUACCACAACACGGACACCUCCCACAACCACUAGCACAACUACCGCCACUCCUGAAAGUUCAACAACACAAACAACAAGCACAACUCCAACACCUCCAACCACCACUAGCACAACUACCCCCACUCCUCCAAGUACCACAACACAAACACCUCCCACAACAACUAGCACAAGUACCCCUACUCCUCCAAGUACCACAACACAUACACCAAGCACAACUCAAACACCUCCCACAACCACUAGCACAACUACCCCUACUCCUCAAAGUUCAACAACACAAACACCGAGCACAACUCCAACACGUCCCACAACCACUAGCACAACUACCCCUACUCCUCCAAGUACAACUCCAACUUCUCCAACAACCACUAGCACAACUACCCCUACUCCUCCAAGUACCACAACACGAACACCUCCCACAACCACUAGCACAACUACCCCUACUCCUCAAAGUUCAACAACACAAACACCAAGCACAACUCCAACUCCUCCAACAACAACUAGCACAACUACCCCCACACCUCCAAGUACAACACAAACACCAAGCACAACUCCAACACCUCCCACAUCCACUAGCACAACUACCCCCACACCUCCAAGUACAACACAAACACCAAGCACAACUCCAACACCUCCAACAACCACUAGCACAACUACCCCUACUCCUCAAAGUUCAACAACACAAACACCAAGCACAACUCCAACACCUCCAACAACAACUAGCACAACUACCUCUACUCCUCCAAGUACCACAACACGAACACCUCCCACAACCACUAGCACAACUACCCCCUCUCCUCAAAGUUCAACAACACAAACACCAAGCACAACUCCAACACCUCCAACAACAACUAGCACAACUACCCCCACACCUCCAAGUACAACAACACAAACACCAAGCACAACUCCAACACCUCCCACAACCACUAGCACACCUACCUCUACUCUUCCAAGUACAACUCUAACACCUCCAACAAUAACUAGCACAAGUACCCCUACUCCUGCAAGUACCACAACACAUACACCAAGCACAACUCCAACACCUCCAACAACCACUAGCACAACUACCCCUACUCCUCCAAGUACCACAACACGAACACCUCCCACAACCACUAGCACAACUACCCCUGCUCCUCAAAGUUCAACAACACAAACACCAAGCACAACUCCAACUCCUCCAACAACAACUAGCACAAUUACCCCCCCUCCUCCAAGUACUACAACACAAACACCAAGCACAACUCCAACACCUCCAACAACAAUUGGCAUAAUCACCCCCACUCCUCCAAGUACUACAAUACAAACACCAAGCACAACUCCAACACCUCCCACAACCACUAGCACAACUUCCCCAACUCCUCCAAGUACAACUCCAACACCUCCAACAAACACUAGAACAACUACCCCUACUUCUCCAAGUACCACAACACGAACACCUCCCACAACCACUAGCACAACUACCCCCACUCCUCCAAGUACAUCAACACAAACACCAAGCACAACUCCAACACCUCCCACAACCACUAGCACAACUACCCCCACACCUCCAAGUACCACAACACAAACACCAAGCACAACUCCCACAACCACUAGCACAACUAUCCCCACACCUCUAAGUACAACAACACAAACACCAAGCACAACUCCAACACCUCCCACAACCACUAGCACAACUACCCCAACUCCUCCAAGUACAACUCCAACACCUCCCACAACCACUAGCACAACUACCUCUUCUCCUCCAAGUACAACUCCAACACCUCCAACAACCACUAGCACAACUACCCCUACUCCUCCAAGUACCACAACACAAACACCAAGCACAACUCCAACACCUCCAACAACCACAGUCUCUACCCCUACAACAAUCAAAACUCACUCACUUAGUACUUCUGCCAUACACAUAAGUUAUCCAUCAUCUACUUAUGAAACACCUAAUAUUAUAUCGCCCUCCUCAAUAACACCAGUUUCUCAAGAAAUUGGAUCUUCAACAACUUUUUCAGGUAAGUUUUAUAACUAUUGGUAAGUAACUUGACUCUACAAAAUACUUUUUAAUUUGUGUUCUAGUUAUUUCUAGUUUUAGAUGUGUCAAACAUGGUAAUACUUUGAAUGUAUUGUAAUGUUUGGGAAUUACAGAGUUAGUAAUUUGCACACCUUACAGUAGGUUUCUUCAAUAGAAGUUCUAAAAAUAUAGGAUUUAUAUAGUGCAGUUACUGAGAGUUCUAAGGUCAAAUUCAAUAAGAUUCAUAACUGAUCAAUCCAACUAUGAUCAGGAAAAACAUAAUAGCAAACAGAGCAUACAUCGAUUCCAAAAUACAGCUUCUUUAUUUUAAAGAUGAGCAAGUCUUCACGUAUGCAUCCUCACCAUCAGUGUUGACAUUAAAAUGUCUUACAAGACUGUGCUAUGAAGAUAUAUCCUAUAUGUGAAAAGUUAUUUUGCUGUUAGAGGAGACUUGGAGGGUGUUUAAGUACCAUUUAACACAUCUGACAGAGAUUGUAUGCUUAACCUCUUCCUCGGGGAAACAUGCAUGUCAUUGGUAUCCAAGAAUACCCUCUCCAAAAUCUUAAAUUCCAGAUAUGUCCAUCAAGUGGUUUACCACUAUGGUAAUGGAUAAAAGCAUUUAAUCAAUUUGAAGCAUGGACAAAAAACCUGUUCAAUUGAACAUUCCUCAUGUAACUGCUCCAUUCACUUUCUAAUGGUGUCCCCAAGUACACCAUAUGGCAGUGAAAAUUCAAUGUCCAGAUAAUCAUGGACACGAUAUGGCUGUAGAAAAAAAAAAAUACAAUCAGAAAAUAUAUUGGCCAGUGAUAGUAUUAACCCUUUAAGGACACAUGACAUGUGUGACAUGUCAUGAUUCAUUUUUAUUCCAGAAGUUUGGUCCUUAAGGGGUUAAUAGUGAGAUGCAAUAGUGGAUACAGCUAACACCUAUUUAUUUUUACUGUAUAAGUAUACAAAUUCCCACUCGUUGACCAAUGCAGCUGUCACCAAAAUGCACUUGGUACAAUCCUUGUCUGAAAGGCACACAAUUUGGAGCAAUUCGUGGAUAUAUAUGAUGAUCUACCAUGUAAAGUAAGAAUACCCCAAUAAGUAUACUGAGCAAAAUAAUGCUUUGGAAGCAGCGGUGCAUGCAUGGUCAUCAACACAUGUGACAGUACUCUAUAUGCAGACCACAAAAUAAAGUAUCCAUAAUUUGUAAUGAACAUCAUAAAAUGAUGCUUCUGGGUAUUGCAAGCAGAUUCAACAGCUGAAUUAAGAGCCAAGCAAACUUUGGCAAAGAGAAAGUGAAUGCAUAUGUGGUUUGUUCUCUGCUCGCUUGCUGGACUAUUACAAUGCUGAGUAGAAGUUCACAUUAAUCUGUUAAUCACAGCAAUAGUAUGCACAGAACAAGAUGCAAAAGUAGUACUCUUCUUUGACAUCAUAGCUCAUUGGACAUAGAAUUUUAUUUCUGUAAAAAAAAAAAUAUAUCCUUGUACCUUAUUUAUGGGCUGCCAUUCUGCUAGAAUUAAAUGUGUCAAAUGUGUAAUUUAAAAAAAAACUUGUUAUCUUUCCUUGACUGAAUACUCAACCUUCUAUGUCAAUUCAGGACAACAGAACACCUAUCACCCCAAGCACCUUAGCUCUCUAGUUACUUUAUAUGCACAUCACAGCUAGCGCGCCUCCAAAUUAUGUAGCUACUUACCUCUAACACUUUCAACAAUAUGGUUCCUUCACACACCACUUUAUCAAGCUUAAUUAGGCAGACACUGUAGCUGGACUUCCAACAGUUCCCCUUCAACUGGAUUGUCUUGGUUUUGAGGUCCUGUCCUGUCCUGUCCCGCUUUAGUUCCUUGGUGUCCAUCAUCUGGGGACAAGAGGGAACUGUCCACAGACAGCACAUUAUUAAAUGUGCUUGUGCUGUGCACCGAGCACUAUUGUCAUGCAAGGAACAGUUCAGCAGCACUCUCUCUAUGGCCCUAAAGGCUGGGGUGCAGCAUGGCAGGCUGUCAAUUGGUGGACGCUGCCAGUUAUAGGUGGGCCCCACCCUUUUCUAGACUGACCCGCCCCUUUUCUAGGCAGGACUGUCCCUUUUCCAGAUGUGCCCACCCAUUAUAGGAAUUGCACUCUGCAGCCCACCCAUGAGUUGCACUUUCCAGUCUUUUUUCAGGCUCAAAUCCUUCUAGAUUGUAAGCUCAUUUGAGCAGGGCUCUCUUUUAUUUGGUAUCUACUAUGUUGUCUGUCAAGGGCUUGCUGUUAUAUAUCCCUACUGUAUUAUCGUAAAGCACUGGAAAAUAUGUUGGCACUAUAUAAAUGUUAAUAUUGUUUCUCAGUGAUAGCCACCAGAAUUGCAAUUUGAAAGAAUUCAUGAAAUGUCACAAAUUCUAAGUGCAACUCAUUUUUUUCAAUAUCACUUUUUAAGAUAUUUAGAUAAAUGCUGACAGUGUAAGAGUCAAUUUACUGUGCAUGUCUACAAACAGCUAAUCUAAGAGUUAUUGCUAAUAGUAAAUUCUAAAACGUCUAUUUAGGGAAUCAUGAUUUUAGAAAUGGCACAUUGUAUGUGUCAUGAACUGAAAUCUGUAGGUAAAUAUAAGACUAUGUGUAGACUAAAUCAAUUUGUCAGAAUCUGAAGUAUAUCACUGAACUUUUACAACAUAUUCAUUUUUAAUAGCAUGUAAUGUAGGACAUUUUGAAAAUCAGUAUUGACAAUGCCUUAUAUAAACAAUUAACCAUGGUAUGGUCAGCCUAUUUUGGGGUAUGUAAGGAUGUUAUCACUAUAUGACUAUGUUUUUUUGUUUAUACAGAAACUAUUGCACCUGAAACAGCUUCUACAUCUGCAACAUUCACUUCUCCAUUGACAAGCUCAUCAACCACGCCAGUGACUACAACCUUCCUCACUUCCACACCUACUCCAGUACCUGCCACAUCCACCCCUCCAAAUACAUUUACUACGCAUUUUUUCGCAUCUACUCCUACUCCAAUACCUGCCACAUCUAGCCCACCGAUCACCACCCUACCUAGCAGUACAACUGUCACACCAACAUCAAUGAUUGUAACAAGUUCUUCAAUACCAAUUACUACACCUUUAACAACCACCACCACAUCUAUAGCAAACUCUACCAUAAUAAGCUCCACUAUAUCUGUGUCUACACCUAUAACACUCACACCUACCACAACACAAACUUCCACUGUAACUACACAACCAGAAACCACAAAAACAACCUAUCACUCCACAACCACAUCUGCCACUGCCUUUAGCACUGUCAACAUUACCUCCCCUUCUACCAUCCCAACCACAACCCACCAUGGUAAGGAAAUUGUAUAUUGUUUGUGGGUUUAAAUUUAAAAUGGCUAUAGCAGAGAGCUCCUUCAAUGUUCUUUUUAUGUUAUAACAUGGCUAAAACAGAGGUGGUUAAAGCACCCUUCUAACACUUGUUCUUUGUUACCUUGUAGAUACUUAUAAUGCAUGUGUUUGCCUACCUCUAACAAGAAAACGACACAUUCCAGCAUAGUCUGUCCAAUUAAAAUUUGGCAUGUCUUUCACAUUUCACAAUAUGUUUCAAGAGUGUGAUACCAUCACAUACAUGCCUUGGAACUAAUGUCCAUAGUGUACCAUUCAGAAAUUCAAACAAGAACGACCAAACAGCUGAUGUUUAUUAUGUUUAUAUAAAAUUGUCUGAAAUAGGUCCAAUUGACCACAUUUUGUUUUAGACAUGUACUCUUGUUAUAUGGGAGAAGUACAGCGCUGCGGAAUUUGUUGGCGCUAUAUCCUCCUGAGAUCCAGCCCAUUAAUUUGUGUCCUCUAUACUUGGCAUUUCGUUCACAUGCAUCUCCUUCUAUUCUUUUGAGCUAGUCUAUCAAUCCCUGCUGUAUUGUAAAGAGGACAUCCUGGGCUUUCCAGUGAUAUGUAAUGUGAUAGGUUGGGAUGCUGGGAACUUCCUAUACCUUUUCAUCAAAAUUCAUCAGAAAUUAGAAACAAGUUUUUUGCUAGCUUCCCAGGAGGAUAUAAAUAAUAAUAAUAAUAAUAAUAAUAAUAAUAAUAAUAAUAAUAAUAAUAUGUGAAACCAAAAAAAAGCAAAAAAACACCUACUACAGACACUUUUUUUUUUUUACAUGUUUUAAGAAUUUGUAUGUUACUAAAAUUCAGUUUUUCUUCUCUAAAAGAAAAAGACGAAACUAUAUCUACAACCCCACCAGGAACAGGUAAUUUGAGUUUCUGAUUAACUAAGUAAUAAAAUGACUCAUGUUCAAGAGAAUUGCCAGGGUAAUUUGUUUGUUUACGGAGUAUGGUUGUAUGUGUAAUCGAUCAGUUAUCCUGUAGAUAAACAGAAUUGGCAGGGAUUUCUCUAGUUGUCACAGAACCUGAAGUCUCAGAUUCUUCACUUUCAUAAAGUUAGUCUUUAAUAUGGCUGUGUGGAUUUUAUAUCAAAUGUCAAUGAGAAGAACGUGAACAUAACUGUAAGGAGUUCAGACUGACCAUGAAAUACAUGGCACUGAUAAUGUAUCGUUAAAACAUCUAUAAAAGUGCCAUGAUGUCUUUUCUAUGAAUGACGGACCUUUGGAUGCAUAGCUCUACAUGGUGGAACUGUGGCAGUCAAAGCUCCCAUACAACAGGGACCAUUACAGCUAGAUGGUUAUAUGACUGGCAUCAUAAAAAUAAAUAAAAUAGUGUGUGUGUUUACAUUUACAUAUAGUGAUAUUGCUACUGCAAGGGAUUCUGGGUGGGCAUAUGCAAAUUAGUUCAACAAAGAAUCAAAUUUUUGCCUCAUUAUUCCAUUUUAAACAUGGAUUCCUUGGAGUUUGCUCAAUACAACAGCUUUGAAACACAAUUCAAGAGUGUCUGUGUGUAUGUAUCUCCACUAAUAUGGUUAAUCCAAUAUAUAUAUAUAUUGGAUUAACCAUAUUAGUCCAGCAGACAAGAUAUCAAAAUACUAGAGUAUUGAAGUAUGCAAUGAUACCUUUUUCUAUUGGACUAACAUAAUAUUUUAAAGACAAGCUUUCGAGAGUUUUCCUCUCUUCCUCAGGUCUGAACCAAUACUGAUCAAUCUGAUAGAGUUUAACACUUAAAACAACUGAUGUUAGAGGAGGUGAUGGAGAAGGUGAUGGAGGAGGGGUGAAUGGGGUGUCCAUAAGCUAGUUAAAAAUAAAAAAAAAGAGAGAAAAAAACAAGACAAACUGCAGAGCAGGGCAUGCAAGUACAUAGCUACAUAUAUGUAUGUAUAUAAAUUGAUCCAAUACAGGUGAAAUAAGAAUAUUGAAAAAGAACUAUAUGACAUUAAGAUGUGUGUUUAUAUAAAGUUUUUGUAGUGUGCGAGAAAGCCAGAGUCUACAUUAAGGCCUUAAUUUCUGGUGUUGAAAUGUGUGAUAAUUUUCAUGAACGACAGACAUUUGAGAUGAAAAUGAUCACACAUUUCAACACCAGAAAUUAAUGUAGACUCUGGCUUUCUCGCACACUACCAAAACAUUUUAUAAACACACAUCUUAAUGUCUUAUAUAGUUCUUUUUCAAUAUUCUUAGAUCAAUUUACAUACAUACAUAUAUGCUGUUUUCUUGUUUUUUCUUUUUAACUAGCUUAUUGACUCUCCUCUGUUUGUUUACUUUUUCUGGCUAUUCUCAGCCAACCUGCACCUUUCACUUACAGGCACAUCUUCUGCUAUUUACGAAAUCCUAUUCCCUCCCCUUCUCCAACAUCAGUUGUUUUGAGUGUUAAACUAUCAGAUUGAUCAGCAUUGCUUAAGACCUGAAGAAGAGAGGAAAUCUCUCGAAAGCUUGUCUUUGAAAUAGUAUGUUAGUCCAAUAAAAUAGGUAUCAUUGCAUACUGCAAUACUGCAAUACAUUUUGUGAAUGACAGACCAGUUACAGACUUUUGUAAAUGGCACAACUGGGUAUAAAAGCUUCAUUGUCAUCCGAGUGAUGACAAAGGAAAAAAGAAAUGAUUUCAUUUUUGUUUUGGUCCAUUUGUAUUUGACCACAAUAUAUAUGUAUUUUAAAUAUGUUUAAGAGAAUUCUCCAAUAUACUGAUGCACAGCAUCUAUAUAUUAGAGAGAUUUGUAAAAUGUGUUCAAUAUCCAACAGUUAUGAAUAAGUGCUUUUUAUAAUUAAACUAGAAACUGUGGGGCUUAGGUAUAAGGGAAGCUGAUAUAUUUUAGCCUCAGUUUGACAUUCAAUGAAUAACAUACAUUACUCUUCCACUCCACCGAAUGCUCUGCAUUACUGGGGAAAUAUUUAGGAAUGAGACAGUUCAGGAUAGAGAUAGAUAAAUAGAUAGAUAGAUAGAUAGAUUACCCCGCCCUCUACUGCUUACCUUUCAUGACAGUCCAUUGAAUGGUGAACUGAAUCCAUGGUGGUUCGGUGGGGUAGCUCUAUCAUCUGUAUGAAUAUCAGGUGGAGACCAUUUUUAGAGUGCCCUCACAGUUCUGGCACUUCGUUACCUCAAGUAAAUUUUAGAACAUAAAGUUCCUUGUUUAAUAUGUUCCUUUCCUCCCAGGUGAUUGCAGUGCCCACACAUAUAACCAUAACAUCACAAGGCAAGGCUGCUCAGCUACAGUCCAGUUAUCCAAGUGUUCAGGACAUUGCCCAUCCGAAUCAUGGUAA